Messenger RNA from Suillus paluster, 1208 nucleotides. RefSeq lists its product as uncharacterized. Bases 409 to 891 code for a protein of 160 amino acids. NCBI's taxonomy places the organism in Eukaryota, Fungi, Basidiomycota, Agaricomycetes, Boletales, Suillaceae. The record is from RefSeq and is a predicted model, not a curated record. The transcript has 3 exons.
GAACCACACACCCCUAGGCUGUGUUCAUGUAUAUGGCAACCAUUCACGUGGCAUCUAGAACCUGAGCCUAUUCUAGCUGGCGACAACUUGGCGCCGCCCCAAUUCUGCAUUUUCGCGAUCGCCGAUGUCAAUGAUAUAGCGUGCCUCGAGGUCACCUAACUUUACGACUUGAUUCGGAACAUACAUGUGGAGUUCAUGCGAGCCCGUUGGACUCGAGAUAUCCGUGUACGAAAUGGUCCCUUGACACCGUUUCAUAUACUGUCUCGAUAGUCGGCGGUGAACUCGGACCAAAUGUGUCUUGACUCCGCUCUGACUAUAAGAAUGGCCUGGUAAACGCAAGACGCUCUACCCCUUUCUCACUUCAAGAUCUAAAACUCGUUCAUUUGCUGCGUAUUCACCUUCGUCACGAUGACAGUUCUGGGCAACCUUCGAACUGGGACUUAUACCAUUAGGAAUGCUACUACAAGCGAAUUUGUCGCUGUACAAGGCCCAGCAAAAGCUGCUACCCUGGUGGUGAGCAAAGAUGGCCGAGCAGAGAAUGCUGCAUGGAUCCUCGAAACACUCAGCGGGCACCACGACAAGUACAACAUCAGAAAUUUCGCGCAAAACUCGUACGCAACUGUCAAUUCUGUGCAAAAAAGAAAUACUGCACUCACCUGCGGGCGCGAGGCGUGUCCCUGGAGCAUUAGACCAACUGGAUACGGAACUUAUGUGUUGGUCUUCCAUCAGGGCUCAUUCAUCUUAUCUGACAGACGCGCGUCCAGGAUAUCACCACACUCAGACGCUUCACUAUUCUGGAGCAUAAUAGCAUCCGGGGAUCACUCACAGGCACUGUUGACGGAUGAUCGGACUCACACCGUCCAUUGGUACUUGCAUCGCGUUUCGGCCUGAGGACAUGUUGCAUCAGUAUCAUGGACAAAGGGCUACGAUGUAGUUGGAUGUUGAACUCAUCAUCACAUAAUAAUACAUAUAAAGCCUUAUUCCAUAUCUUGUUCGACGUGGAGAGAUUCUUUGGUGGAGGCAAGCCAAGUGGCGCUCGUACCAUCAGUAUACUAGUAUGCGCGUUUAACGUUACCUAUGUUUUCGAACUCAGACAGGGUCUUCCAUUGAGCUACACCAAAUUUAUAGUCAGUCGUAAUUAGUCUGUAAUAAUACAGAUCUGUAUACUGAGCAACGAUGCCUUCCACCACUAAAAGGAAUCAGGUCCA